Messenger RNA from Ostrinia nubilalis (European corn borer), 5008 nucleotides. Its product is annotated as pericentrin-like. The coding region runs from base 80 to 5008 and encodes 1642 amino acids. The record is from RefSeq and is a predicted model, not a curated record. The transcript has 23 exons. NCBI's taxonomy places the organism in Eukaryota, Metazoa, Arthropoda, Insecta, Lepidoptera, Crambidae.
AACGUCGUCUUGACAACGAACGAAUUUUGUGGAUUUUGUAUGAAUUGUUUGAUUGAUUUUACUAUGUAUUUGAUAAAUUAUGGAUGAUCCGCAAAAACAAUCGUCACAGUCAACUGAAAUCAAGAAUGUUCUUCCGGAUGUCGUACAUUCUCAACAGAUAGCCGCUGUAGGCGCCGUCGAGAGCGCCGUAACACAGAUCGAUAACAGCCACAAUAUAGAAAACGAAAGCCAAAAUCAGGAUGUCCAGGAAACUAGUGAAACUGAGUCUAUUUCAGAGCACAUACCAUCCAAAGUGGAUUCUCUCUCGGUAACAGACAACGUCAAUCACACACAAUCGGAAGACUUGCUCAAAGUUGAAGGUCAUCAGGAGAAAGUGUCCAAAUCUAAUUCUCCAAACAUUCCAUUCACUUAUUCACCAUUUAGUGAGCACCCUAGUUCACCAGACCCCAGUAAGCAGAGUACAUCCUGGCCAAUUGAUGUCAAUGCUGUGUCAGACAUUCACCAUAUCAGUGAAGAGAGCCCAGUGAACUUAGCAUUAUCAUCAGAAGACUUCUCUAAAGAUGGCGAAACAAAUGAGGGUAAAUCUCAGUCAUUACCUCACACCCCAUCAGCAAAUGAUCAUGGCAAAACACCUCAAGAAUCUCCUAGAAGUGAUAAUUUUGUUGAUUCUCUAAAUGAAGAAUCUGUUCUUAAAUCUCUGGAAUCAGAAAAUGAUAAAUCUUUAGAAAAAUCUAGUAUGUCAAGGAAUCAAGACUCGCUGGAAAAAGACAGUACGGGCUCUGAGGAAAUAAUAAAAUUGGAUAUUCGAGGUCAGGGUGUUCCCAAGUUUCCAUUACCUACUGCUAAAAUCAUAUUUGGACCUCCACCAGAGGGAAGCACUGUCAUAGAUUCAAACAUAGAGCAAAUGCCAGUUUUUCCAAACUUACUUUCACCAUUUUUAGUCGGAGCAGGUGACGGAAUAAAAGUUGAAGAGGUGUUUGACUUCGAUGAACAAGAACCAAAAGAUAUUUCCUUGGACAAAUUGCUGGAAUUAUCACCAGACAAAUCCUUAGAGGUGUCUCCUGACAAAUCUAUGGAACUUUCUCUUGAUAAGCAGAGUUUUUCAAGUGAUAAGAGUGAACAGAAAGACUUGCUUGUUGAAGAGCUUACAGUUGAUGAUGUGAAGGAGAGAGAGGAUGAGAAACUGGAUGAGCCAUCGCUCGGGACACAGCCAAAGUCAAUGCCUCCUGAAGAAACCAUGUCAUUCAGUACCAUGUUCAGUACCAUGACAACGGACUACAAAACAAUAUGUGAGGAAUAUCAUGCAAAGCUUGUGCACUUCGAAGCCGCUAUCACGCAACGCGAUGAACUAAUCGAGGAACUCACGGUCUCCUUACAGCGGUCAGUGCGCGAGCGCGACGAGCUCAGGCACGAGAACGAACACCUCAGUAAUGAGGUGCUUCAGCUCCAACACUCCGUCGGGGAGCGAUCCUCCUCCGACCACGACACGGUCAAAGCUCAGCUCUCAGACUUCAUGAAGUACCAGAGCAUGCUCAAAGACGACAGCACGAAGUUCUACUCCGCUCUCAUGAGCGGCGGAUCAUCCAUACAGAGCUCGAACGGCGAAAAAGACAUGGAUCAUGAGGAAAUCACAGUCAACUACUCCAAAUCUGAUCUCCGAUCGAGUGGAUCCUCAGAAGAGUUUCAGACAGGCUUCGAAAAUAAACUUACGACGAUAAUUAGCAAGUUCGACGAGUACAUUGAGGAGAAUUUGCGGAAUAAGCUGAGAGAGAGUAUCAUUCAGAUAUUGUGUGAGGAGAUAGGGAAAAUGCGGAUCGAAUCCGACACAGAAGUUAAGGAGUUGGAGACUCAGAUGCAGCAGGACAAGCAGACGUUUACAGUGGAGACGAGGCGCCUAAGAGAGCUGCUCGCUUCAGUUAAGGCGGGAAACGCGGAUAUAGACGAACUGAGGGCAGAACUCAGCAUCAAACAUGAAAAGGAAAUGGAAAACUUACGGACCUACUUUGAGAAAAAGUGCUCAGACAUGGAGAGGAGUUAUUCAGAGGAGGUAUGGCGCGGUCGCGCGUGCUUGUCUCCAGGCGGCUCGGCAUCUUCGCUGGAGGGUUCCGCGGCGGGCGACUGCCUGCGCCGGCGCACACGCAGCGCCGAACUGCCCUCGCUGACGCUGGAGUCGACGCCACUAGAGCAAGCUGUGAAACAGACUAGUAAGAAAUACGAACAACAGCUGGAAGAACUGAGGGCAGAGCACCUGGCCUAUAUCAGUGACUUACAGGCGCGCCACGCAGAGACCGUCGCCUCCUUGGAGGAGCAGGUCACUCAGUUGAAAGCCCACAUCCAAACGUCCGAGAACACCGAAGCCAACGUGUCUGUCUACCAACAAGACAUUGAUCUUGAACUCGAAAAGAAGAGGUUCGAGGCCCGUGUGGAGCAAGUGCGCCAGGACGUCGUGCACCAGCUGCAAGAGCAGAUACAGGUGCUGCUGUCGGACCCGGACGCGGAGGUGUCGAGCUGGCCGCUGGAGCUGGUGGCGCUGCGCGACAAGAUCCACGGCGACGCGCGCCUAAACCAGGAGAAAGAGUUGUCGAGCUUACGCGACGAGUUGUCGGGCGGCGAGGACAAAUGGAAGCAGCGCCGCAACGUCAGCUUCGACCAGAACAGGCAUCUGGAGGAGGUCACUAGGGAGAGGGACGGACUGAAGCGCGUAGCGGUGAGCCUGCACCGCGUGGUGGGCCAGCUGGUGGCGUACUGUGCGUCGGCCGAGGACGAGCUCAACCGGACCGUGCUGUCGCAUCUGCUGGCUCGAGUGCUGCCCGACGCGGACGACUGGUGGAGACUGUGCGUCGGCCGAGGACGAGCUCAACCGGACCGUGCUGUCGCAUCUGCUGGCUCGAGUGCUGCCCGACGCGGACGAGUGAGUGUUGUGACGUCAUGUGUCUCUAGGGACGGACUGAAGCGCGUGGUGGGACAGCUGGUGGAGACUGGACGGACUGAAGCGCGUGGUGGGCCAGCUGGUGGAGACUGUGCGUCGGCCGAGGACGAGCUCAACCGGACCGUGCUGUCGCAUCUGCUGGCUCGAGUGCUGCCCGACGCGGACGACUGGUGGAGACUGUGCGUCGGCCGAGGACGAGCUCAACCGGACCGUGCUGUCGCAUCUGCUGGCUCGAGUGCUGCCCGACGCGGACGAGUGAGUGUUGUGACGUCAUGUGUCUCUAGGGACGGACUGAAGCGCGUGGUGGGACAGCUGGUGGAGACUGGACGGACUGAAGCGCGUGGUGGGCAGCUGGUGGCGUACUGUGCGUCGGCCGAGGACGAACUCAACCGGACCGUGCUGUCGCAUCUGCUGGCUCGAGUGCUGCCCGACGCGGACGAAACAAUUGUCGAAGAGGAAUCCCGUCCGUCCACGCCCAACUUAUCCACAGAACUCAACACCAGCCUGGUAUCCCGCGGGAAGCACGUGCACUUCGCUCCAGACCUUCACUCUAUAUUGUCCGAGCUUGAUGAGGAGAGCGUGUUAGGCUUCCUGCAGCAGCAGCGUGACGUCAGCGCCGACAUCAAGCGGGAGCUCGAGAGCUCACUGCAGCGGCUGCGGCAGGAGGCGCACGAGCUGCUGGAGCUGUCUGCGAGGCUCACGCACAAAGAGCGCAAUGAGUCUAAAAUGCUGGAGUCGGGUCAGGUCCAGAUCACAGAAUUAGUUCAGGACCUAGACACCAACCAGAAUUCCUGUGAUAAUUGCGAGCUGCAUAGAAAGAACAUGGAAGAAGCGAUGGCAGAGUGCCUGCAACGUGAAAAUUUGCUCCGGUCCGAUCUGGAAGGAGCCAUGAUCAAGAUCGCUCACCUCAUGACGAGCAACGAAAGGCAUUCUUCUGAUCUUAUCGCAGAAGGAUACGGCACCGGACAGCAGCUGCAGGCAGCUCUGUCAUCCGCUCGCAUGUCACCGCGGCCGCGUUCGUGUCAUACACCCGGGACUAUGUCAUUAGACGGCUGCUCGUCGCCGCGUGCGCAUGUGUCGCGCUUAGCACAGGACCUCGAGAUGCUGCAUAAGGAGCGCGAUGACUUACAGCAGCAGCUCGAGGCGGCCAACCGUCAGCUCCGCUCCACGCGGCAGUUCGUAGAGGAGCAGGCAAGCGAGCGCGAAGCGGAGCGCGACGAGUUCGCCAAGCGGCUAGCGGAUCUCCGCGAGGAGAAUGCUCGCCUCGCCACGCGCUUGCAGAACAACGCCAGGAUACUCAACGAGAUGCACCGCCUGCGCUUGUCACAGUGCGCCUGUCGCUCGCAAGAUGCACAAGUGGAGCAACUAGAAGCCCAAACGCGAGAGAUGAACCAAAUCAUCAAUGAACUGGAAACCCGCAAAGCUGCGUCUGACGAAGAGCUCAAAGCGACGGAAGAAAAAAUCAUCCUACUCCGAGACAUAAUAGCCAACCUUGAAAGUCAACUGGAGCAGAAAACAACUCAUGAGACAGAAAUAUUGGAUGAGCUGGAUACUAUGAAGAAGACGAUAGAAGAGCGAGAUAGCAAAAUGAGGUCGUUGCUGGGGGAACUAGAGUCGUUGAGGAGUGAGAGACUGGAGCAGACUGACGUGACUUGCGUCAAGUGCGGGUCUGAGGAAGACAAGUACAGCGAGCUGAUGGACAAAGUAAAGGAGCAGUGUCGCUGGCUGGAGGAGAGGAUCCACCGGCGCACGGCGCGGCUGGAGCGCAUCCACGAGGUGUGCUCGACCUCGUGCAGCGAGCCCAGCGAGGACGUGUCGCUGAGGGACCAGAGGGACGUAGAGGUGAAGUCUCCUGAAAGCCCGCCAACGCCCCGCAACGAGAACCUCGUAGAACUGCUGGGCAUAUGGGAGAGUUUGGAGGCACACUCGCGCGCGGAAGACGCGGCGCUCAAGCGCGUGCGCGAUCUUGAGAUGCAGCGCGCACAGCUGAAGGAUGUCGCACAGGUAUGUGACGCCUUAGGCCCAGAACAGACGGUGAAACGCAACUGCAACGAAACUGCGACUGCUAGUUACUUUUGA